UACAGUGCAACUGACAACAGUAAUUCCCAGAAGCCGGGGAGGGAGGUUGCAGAAAGGGACUUAGGCUCUUCAGCAACUCAGACAGGUGCUUCCAACCUGUUCCUUUGGCCAGGCAACCGAAAUCAUCAGCUGGGAGUUCCCCCCCCCUCUCUGUUUUCCAAAUCUAUUUCUGUGCAACAUUUUUGAUCUGGAUUCUUUUUCCAUAAAAAACCCAAAGAUAUACCACACGUUCUUACCAUCAGAGAUGCCUUGUCUUCAGGCACAGUAUGGGACCUUGCCACAAAGUGGAGGACCAUAUGAGGACUACAGUUCUGACUUUUUGACUCCUGAGUUUGUCAAGCUUGGAAUGGACCUCAGCACCACGGAAAUUGCUGCCACAACCUCUCUUCCCAGCUUCAACACGUUCAUCGACAGCAACAACGGAGAUUUUGAUGCAUACUUGUACCAACUGAUGCUUACCAACCAGCAGUCUCCAUUUAAAGUGGAGGACGUUCAGAUGUUUGGCUGUUACCCAGCCUCCAUCAACAUGCAUUUGGAAGAGGUGCUACCUCAGUGUGGAUCUUCUCAAUAUUACAAUGGAUCUUGCUCCAUACCCUCACCAUCAACCCCCGCUUUUCAAACGCAGCAAGUGUCCAUAUGGGAUGAUUCUUUUCCUCAUCACUCACUGCAAUAUGGUGAGGUGGAUCAUUUGUUAGAUCAACAAAAAAAUGUGUCCCAACUUUCGUUCUUUUCCUUUAAGCAGGUACCUUCAGAGUCACCUGUGUCACAUUGCCACAUGAGGCUCGAUGCAAGUUCCCAUGGAGCUAACCCUGUCCUCCAGCUUGUUGACACCAUGUCUUAUGAUGCCACCAGCCAAGCCUCCAUGAAUUUUCCUGCUCUCCCCAUGGACCGUGGACCACGUCUCUUGGACAGUCCCAUUGUUAUGGACAAUCCCAUCCCCUCUCCACCGGUUCGUAACCCCCCUUCUAAUGAGGGCCAGUGCGCUGUGUGUGGAGAUAAUGCUUCCUGCCAACACUAUGGUGUACGGACCUGUGAAGGAUGUAAAGGUUUCUUCAAGCGCACAGUACAGAAAAACGCCAAGUACGUCUGUCUAGCAAACAAAGACUGCCCUGUGGAUAAACGGCGACGGAACCGAUGCCAGUUUUGCCGCUUUCAGAAAUGCCUUGCUGUAGGCAUGGUCAAAGAAGUGGUCCGCACAGACAGCCUGAAAGGUCGUAGAGGUCGACUUCCAUCCAAACCAAAGAGUGUUCAAGAAGCCACGCCUUCAAAUGUUCCAGUUAGUCUCAUCACAGCGCUGGUCAGGGCACAUAUUGAUUCCAACCCAAUCAUGUCCAAUCUAGAUUAUUCCAAGUUCCAGGAAUCUAGCGUUUAUCAGCCACAGGAAGACGAGGCCGGAGACAUCCGACAGUUUUAUGAGUUGUUGGCUGGUUCAAUGGAAAUGAUACGCAAGUGGGCGGAGAAGAUCCCGGGUUUUAGUGGUUUGCCCAAGGAAGAUCAGGACCUACUGCUGGAAUCUGCUUUCCUUGAGCUCUUCAUCCUCCGGUUAGCCUACAGGUCCAGCCCUGAUGAAGGCAAGCUGAUCUUCUGCAGUGGCAUCGUCCUCCACCGUCAGCAGUGUGUGCGUGGUUUUGGUGAAUGGAUCGACUCCAUCAUCGACUUCUCCGGCACCCUGCAGCGGAUGAAGAUCGAUGUGUCCAGCUUCGCCUGCCUUGCGGCGUUGGUUGUCAUAACAGACCGGCAUGGCUUGAAAGAACCCAAGAAGGUCGAAGAUCUGCAGACCAAGAUAAUAACGUGUCUGAAAGACCAUGUCACAUCCAGUGCGGGUGAGCAAAUGCGGCCAAACUACUUAUCCAAACUUCUGGGCAAGCUGCCGGAACUAUGUACACUCUGCACACAAGGACUGCAACGCAUUUUCUACCUGAAACUCGCUGACCUGGUUCCUCCACCUGCCAUUGUCGAUAAGCUAUUCUUGGACACGUUGCCUUUCUAGAGAAGCUGCUGAGCUAUGUGACUGUUGAACUGGACCCCAGCAAUCAUCUUUGAUGAUGCAGUAUGAGCAGGGAGUUCAACUUACACUGGAACCGGUUCAAAAAUCAGAUGGCUUCAGGAAUUGGACAAACAUGCUAUGCGCUAAUUGGGUUUGCUGUUUUUCAAAAAAUACUGUUUGUAUUUUAUUCAGCAUUACAGGUUAUUGGAGAAAAAAUUGUCCCUUUGCUACAUUGCAGCUUCUACAAAACAAUCUAGCCAUAUCGCUUUGACAGACUUGAGAGAUCAGAUGUUCUCAGAGAAGAUAACAGCACUGGUUAGAGACAUUCUCUCCCUCUGCCUCAUAUUGUCAUGGCCCUAAAUCCUAAACUUAAGAACAAAUGCAAUGGGAUGCCUUUUCUGUGCUGUAGACUCUUAAUUAUAGCCAUCUAUCACAGCUAAAGAAUCACAAAUCAAGGAACAUGAUCAGGGCCAAAUGGGAAAAAUCAAGACUGAACCUAUUUCGGUCAUCAGCUAUCUAAGAAAAUGGAUAUGUGCUUUAUCUGUCUCGCUGGAUUUGUAAUCAUGUGCCAGACGUCGGAAUACCAUGUCCAACCUUGUCAUCUUUGAAAAGACUAAAGCUAUCUGAGAUGGAUUUUGAAAGAACAUUUGGUAACAAUGUGAUACUUCAAUCUUCAAAAGGUUUUUUCAAGGCCAGUCCCAGACAGUCAGGACUGAGAAGCCUGAAAUGUGACAGACUAAACCUUGAACAAUGUCACUAUGCAUUCUGCAUGAAUAUUUUACGCUAUGGUUUAGCAAAAAUAAAAUGUAAGGCAAUACUGAAGAUGCAGACAGCCCUGACUGGAAGCUGUUAGUUAUGAAGACUGCGCUAACAUAACAUGACACAAAUUAAUGGGACGAGCUUGGAUGUUUUAAAAAGGUUAUUUGUCUUGCUAAGGUAUGUUUUCUUCUCUAACAGCACUGUGGGUGACCCUGCAACCCAUGGACUGCAGCAGUUCAAGAAGGCAGCUCGUCACCACCUUCUCAAGGGCAGUUAGGGAUGGUUAGUAAAUGAUGGGCCCAGCCAGUGAUGCUGACGUCCUGUGAAUGAAUGAAUAAAGACAAAUGUCCUGGAUAUAAGAGUGGAUCAAUUUGAGUUUGUCGUACCCCCUUAUGAGAAAGUUUUGAGAAUUGUGUAUGAGAGAGCAAAGUCUAUUGGUCGAGUGGAAACGUUAUGGGUUGAGUUGGAAGGGAGAUUCAGGCAGGUGGGACAGGCAGAGUUGGUGGCAAUGGCAGUGGAGAUGGGGAGUGUCGUCUGUGAUUCCUUUCAUUCAUUUUACUAUUAGUUGGCUCCUUAGCUACAGCUGCAAAUCGUAUUGAUCACAUCUGCCAGGGGGUUCUUUGGUUCCUUAUGUGGACUGUGAACAUUUUCACGUGGUUAUUCCUGGCUUCAGUUUAUGGCCACCCACAUGACAAAAGGUUCAAAUCAAUCAUUCUGUUGACUGGUUGACCUUGUGAGGGAGCAAGGGUGAAAGAAAUAUAUUGUACUGUCAUGGCUAGGAAUAAUUAUCUGAUUUUAUCCUAUAUCGAGAGCAUUAUGACUGGGAAUAGCAUGCUUUCAACUGAAAGGGCGAGCACUGAAUAAAUUGUAGUACUUAACAUGUCUGAUGCCAGAAUGGAAAUAUGUAUAUUUUAUAUCGGUUAUAAAAACCCCACAGAUUUAUGGACAGUGCCUUACCGGGCUUCAUGUACAGAAGGUGUUUGAUUCUGAUGUUUUCAGGAAAUUGUGCAAUGAAUUAAACCACGUGUAGUCAGAGUGUUGGACCCUCAUCUGUACACUUUUGAAGUUUGCUUCUGCUUCUGAAUUCGGACCUUUACAAUGGGGCAGCUCAAGCAUAAAGUCAUAGCCGCAAUUGCAACCUUCAACCAGGCUCCUAACGCGGACCGUAUUUGCGAGCGACUGCAGGGAUCGGGGUUCAGAAUGGGAGGAUGCACCCAUCCAUCACAACGGCGAGGCUUUGGAAAUCCUGGAGAAACGGCGUGCCCAGUGUCAUGAAAGCAAAAUACUCUAGGUGCUGGAAGUCUGAAAGAAAAGCAGAAAAUGCUGCAGCUUUCGAUUGUGUCUAGAGUGUGAAGUAUCAUCGAGUCAUACAGCACGGAAACGGGCUCUUCGGCCCAACUCGUCUAACACCGUCCGAUCUCAUCCAGGUCCUGAACCCGAAACGAUAACUUUCCACUGCGGAGGAUUUCUUGGUUUUUCAGAACCACUGAUCCCACUAUGGCGGGUCGAUGGUUCAGCUGGUCCCUAUUAAGGCCCACCUGCCUAUGAAUUAGACUUUGUAAUCUCGGAGAAAAUGUAAGAUGUUGUUGCAAAAUGCAUAAACUUUUCUAUUGUUAAUAUAUAUUUUUAAACCGAUUUUUUCCAAUGUUAGGGUAUGACGUCAAGACGUUUAACUCGAUGUUUUAAGAAACUGUCCUCUCCGAAAGUAGUUUCUCCUAUUGACAUAUCUGUUCUGUGCACAUAUUGUGCAUGGGGGGCGGGGGUGGUCACUUGUGGAGUUAGUGCUCAUAAAAACUUCUGUCUGUUUCAGCCCUGCUCCGAACCUGGUGUAGCGCGCAUUCACAAACAGUCACCGCAUUAAGUCUCAGAGAUAAUGGGAA
Stegostoma tigrinum is the source of this 4626-nucleotide messenger RNA. Its product is annotated as nuclear receptor subfamily 4 group A member 1-like. The transcript is spliced from 7 exons. Gene Ontology annotation, cellular component: transcription regulator complex; nucleus. Gene Ontology annotation, molecular function: zinc ion binding; nuclear receptor activity; RNA polymerase II cis-regulatory region sequence-specific DNA binding. NCBI's taxonomy places the organism in Eukaryota, Metazoa, Chordata, Chondrichthyes, Orectolobiformes, Stegostomatidae. Gene Ontology annotation, biological process: cellular response to corticotropin-releasing hormone stimulus; regulation of transcription by RNA polymerase II. Bases 245 to 1990 code for a protein of 581 amino acids. The record is from RefSeq and is a predicted model, not a curated record.